UAAUCUUGUUGUGAUAUUACUAAUACUCUGUCCUUUACUAGGUGUUACUUCUGCAUCUUGCAUGUAUAAUUGUGGCUACUACCUGGGAACCUGUUCAUGCGAAGAUUCUUGCCAAUACUAUGGCAGCUGUUGCCCUGACUUCCACGAUUACUGUGCACCUUCUACAACAGGAGGAUAUUAUACACCAGAUUCAUCAUCCUGUGGAGGACACCUCUAUGGCUCUGGAUCAUUUUCCAGCCCUAAUUACCCCAACUAUUACUAUGACAAUGCUCAUUGCAUUUGGUACAUAACUGCUCCUCCGGAACAGAGAGUAUUUUUGACAUUCAACGACAUUAACCUGGAGAAGUGCUGCGGCUGUGACUACAUCUCUGUGUAUGAUGGGCCCUCCUUGAGCUCCCCGUGUCUUGGCAACAUGUGCUUUAAUAGCACCACAGGAAUGUUCCACUCCUCCUCCAGAUACCUGACUGUUCUCUUCAGGACUGACUACACAGAGGUUGGCAGAGGCUUUCAGGCUGUUUACAGCAGUUCGCUUCCAGAAAGCUCAGGAAAAGUGGACUGCUCUUCCGACAAAAUGAAUAUAGUAAUUCAGGCUUCCUACCUCAGGAGAUUCGGGUACAGUGGCAGUGAUUUAUAUCUGAAUGACCAAUACUGCAGACCUCAAGUGUUUUCCUCCGAGACCAUCUUCAACUUCCCACUGAACACAUGUGGUACACGGCAAGAGUCCAGCAAUGGUAAAAUCGUCUACACCAAUAACGUGAGGGCUUCCGGGUCAGAAACUGGAGAGAUCACACGUCUGUCGGAUUUCCAGUUGCGGGUGGGUUGUUACAUGGAACCGGACACCACAGCCCAUAUUAUGUAUGAGGCCCUUGAGCAAGUUAACGGGAACAUCACAGGAAUCGGGAAGUUCAAUGCCUCCAUGGUCUUCUAUACCUCAAGCGACUUCUAUCACCCAGUGUUUGACUCACCCUACCGGGUGACUUUGAACGAGAACCUAUAUGUGCAAGUCCAGUUGCAGAGACGUUCCGACAGCCUGGUGUUGUUCUUGGACACCUGUGUCACCUCUCCCUAUGAAGAUGACUUUGAGACUCGGACAUAUGAACUGGUCCGCAGUGGCUGUAAAAAGGACAACAGCUACUACGCAUAUAGCAACAUUCCCAGAAGUGUCGCCCGCUUCAGGUUCCAGGCUUUCAAGUUUCUGCGCAUGUAUCCUUCUGUUUACAUACAAUGUAAAGUUGUUGUGUGUCAGGCCAACGACUUCAACUCACGCUGCACUCAAGGCUGUCGGACCCGUAAGGCAAGGUCCCUGAGCUCUACUCAUGGAGACGCAACUGUGAUCCUGGGGCCCAUCCAACUAAAAGGUACUCAAGACACAGAUGCAGGAGACGCCAUUGAUACAAAAGGCUGAGACACGGCAAAUAACAUCACAAUGUUUAUAUUGCCUACAAAAUCAUUCAUAUUGAUAGUUAUCGAAAGCAUUUAAAGAAAACCAUAAUAACUUACUUUAAG
Messenger RNA from Paramormyrops kingsleyae, 1506 nucleotides. The record is from RefSeq and is a predicted model, not a curated record. NCBI's taxonomy places the organism in Eukaryota, Metazoa, Chordata, Actinopteri, Osteoglossiformes, Mormyridae.